AACUUUUGUGUCAAGCCACCCAGUUCCCAAUUGCAUUCUACCAUUCCACACUCACACACGCUCUCUCUCUCCAAGCUCCAUCAAUGGCUAAGCAACGAUCUUCUUCUCUAUUCUUCUCUUCACUCUUAACCCCAAGAGGCGAUACCCUUCUCUACCUCAUCGCUCUCCUCUCGAUUUUCUCCCUCAUCAUCCACCACAUCUCCCUCUCCGCCGCUGCUGAUUCCCAUUUCGAAGGCUUUGACGCCGAUGACGAAGUUGAACUCGAUGACGACUCUCUUCUUCUCCAAUCAUCACUCUCUGAUCUCCCCCGCCGGUCCCCUCCUCCUUCCACCACUUUAUCCACCUCUUCCGAUCCCGAAUCCCACCAUGGCCCACCUAACCCACCCUCAUCCCAGCCGGCCGAUUCCGAUCUCGCUACCAAACCCUCAACCCCAUCUUCUUCAUUUGAGUAUUGGGAUGAAGAUGAGUUCGAGGGCUUCCCUACUGAAAUAACACCCCCUGAAGUCUCCAGAAUCACUGAACCUACCACACCGGGUGGUUCUGAAUCGGAUGCUCCGGAGGAUACCGAGAAGAUUGCGCAACCGACUUCGGCGAAAAAGAGUAUUGGAUCGUAUACUAUUGAGAUAACAUGUGUAUCAAUCUUAAUCAUAUUCGCGAUUAAUUUUUUCACUGGGAAAAAAGAGAAUGAAACCCUAGCCCUAGCUUGGGCGGCUAAAUUCGCUACUAAUGAUUCGAUUUUCGAGAAGAAUUUUAGUUUGUUGGGUGUGGGAGAAACCGAUGACUCUCCAUUGUUGUUGAAAGAAGGUCAAAACGUGUUCAAGUUCUACGCCAGUGGGCGUAGGUUUUGUCAAGGAUUGUUGGCUACAAUGGAGCUGAAGAGCCGCCAUGAUUUGAUAGCAAGGCUGUAUAACAUGAUUGUUCCUUGUAAAGAUGAGAUCACGUUUGAGGUCUAUAUGAAUGACGAUGCAAUGGAUCAUGUGGUUUUUGCUUUGGCUAAGAAGAAAGCUGCAAAAACUAUGCAGAAGGAAUUGAGAGAUCUUCAGAGGUUUGGGAAUUUGAUGCCUGCACCCACCAAUCGGAAAUGGGUUGCUGAUGAAUUGAGUGUCAUUACAGAGUCUAAAGAGGUCGCCGGAGAUUUGAUCACCGAGACUGUACUUGAUCAGGUAUUUGGUGAAAAAGCAUUCGAGAAAUUUGGGAAAUUGUUCAUGUCAAUGCAUUUCUCUGAUCAACAUCCAAGUACCCACAGGAAGAUCUUGAUUUUUAAGUUUGCUCUUCCUGCUGCCGAUCAAAUGGCUGACAUGACACGACUAGUGGCUCUAAUUCCCUAUUACAUUGAUUUAAUUGGUCGUUACAAACUCAGUUCACAGGCUAGAUCCAAACCAGAAGCAGCAAGGGCAAAGCUUGCACAAGAAGUAUACAAGGAGCUUCAGUAUGCAAGACAAGAAGCAAUUCAGAGAAAGAAGAUAGAGAAGAAGAAGAUGAUGGAGGAGGCUGAGUCAAAGCUGAAUGCUGAGGCUUUACGCAAGAAAGAAGCAAAAGAACGUGCUCGACAGUUGAAGAAAGCAAUGCCCAAAAUCAAAAUGUCACGUGGAGGAUAGGAAGAACAUAUACAGGGUCAGCUUGUUACUUGUUAGUUCACUGCUCUUUCUUUUUCUCCUUUCUAGUUCUUGUUACUUCUUUUAUGCUUUUUAUAGCUAGAAACAUAAUAGAAUCUGUACGUGGUCACUGCAAUGCAUUGUACUUUAGUGGUUUGUACUUCUGUUUUCAGUCAGAUUAAGCAAUUCUACUUGUACCUCUAGU
Lactuca virosa is the source of this 1800-nucleotide messenger RNA. The record is from the annotation of a GenBank genome assembly. Lineage: Eukaryota; Viridiplantae; Streptophyta; Magnoliopsida; Asterales; Asteraceae.